AUGAAUUUUAAAGGAGAACCAGAUGCUAAAGGAUGGUCAAUUUAAUAUUUUGCUGAUGAUUAAAAUUUAUAAACAUAAUAUCUUGAUUUAAAAUUAACGAGAGAUUAUUCUAAAAGUGUAUGAAUUGAAUCCUAAAAAUAGUAAAAAACUGUAUUUGUUAAUGCGUUUAAAACUAUUUAGUGAUACAACAGAUGAUGAAAAAAAAGAAGCAUUAAAUUUUGAUAUUUUUUAAAUAAUUAAACCAAGAAAACCAUAUAAAGGAGCAAAGACUUAGGAAUCAAGAGAAUCUGCAUCAAAAAUUCUUGAGAUUUUAAAACUAAGAGAUUAUUAUUCAUUUGAUGGUCAUGAAUAUAGUGAGAUAUCAAGUAAAUUCAUUUAACAUAAUGCAAAAAAGGAGCCUUAUAUUAUUUGGAAUAUUAGAAUGGAAGUUCUAUCUAACUUAGAGAAUAUGAAGUACUUCAAGAAAAUUGAAGAAUUUUUACAAAAACAGAUGAUAAUAUUAAUGUUAUAGUUUUGUUCAUUAUGGUUAAAGAAUUGGGUUGGUUAUAUAUUGAAAUUCAUAGAUUAAGAGAAUUAUUAUUUUAAUAACGUAUAAUUAGACGCUAAACAUAUAAGAGUAAGUUGA
Paramecium sonneborni is the source of this 625-nucleotide messenger RNA. NCBI's taxonomy places the organism in Eukaryota, Ciliophora, Oligohymenophorea, Peniculida, Parameciidae. The record is from the annotation of a GenBank genome assembly.